This is a messenger RNA of Neoarthrinium moseri, 1173 nucleotides long. RefSeq lists its product as uncharacterized. NCBI's taxonomy places the organism in Eukaryota, Fungi, Ascomycota, Sordariomycetes, Amphisphaeriales, Apiosporaceae. Bases 1 to 1173 code for a protein of 390 amino acids. The record is from RefSeq and is a predicted model, not a curated record. The transcript is spliced from 6 exons.
AUGUCAGCCCUUAUUGCGGAAUCAUGGACGUGGUACGCCCUUUGCUGGGUCGUAGUCCUUGCGCGAACCGUUUCGCGAAGAAUCCUGCAUGGGUCGUUCAAGAAGAUUCAAACGGAUGAUAUCCUCAUGCUGGUCGCUAUGGUUACUGAUACCGUUUUGAUUGCCUGCAUGAAUAUCCUAGGAACUACGAAUACCAAUCUAAUUGAUCCUAACGACACCACGGUUCUCACGCCUGAAUCUAUCGUUGAGCGAACGUAUGGAUCGAAGCUUGUGUUGGUUGUUGAACAGAUGCAGAUCAUCACAGUGUGGUUGAUCAAAGCCUGCCUCUUGAUCAUGUACGGUCGAUUGACGAUGAGCUUGAAGCAGAACUUGGCCGUCAAGAUUGUCGCAGGCUAUGUCGCAUUCGGUUUCAUCCUGAUGGAGGUUCUUUACUUGGGUGUUUGGUGCCGACCUUUUAGCGAAUACUGGGCUGUUCCAACCGCUAACGCACAAUGCUCUGCCGCCACAAACCAUCUAAUCACCAACGCUGUGCUGAACAUAUCUUCCGAUAUCAUGAUCAUUUUGAUUCCGAUGCCUAUUUUUCUCCAGGCUAAACUGCCAGCUAAAAAGAAGGCAAUUCUGGUUGGGGUCUUCGCUCUCGGUGUCUUUACGAUUCUCUCGGCCAUUCUCAACAAAUACUACAGUUUCAAUGAACCAUUUGGGUCAGCCUGGACAUUCUGGUACAUCCGAGAAUCGUCGACCGCCAUCAUCACAGCAAAUCUGCCCUUUACUUGGACUCUUCUACAGCGCACCUUCAACCUCCGCUCUUUCAACGGCAAAUCUUCCAACGUGAGAACAAGUGAGGCGGCAUCACGUGGUUUCAGGUCUGCGUACGGAAGAGGGACGAGCCGUCGGGUGUCUAUCUCAAGAGGUCAUGGGGUUGAGCUAGGCCCAUCUGAUAGCCAGGAGCAGAUCAACAACUCAUUCGGUAUGCCGCUGAAAAUCUACCACCAGACCGAAGUUCGUAUCAGCAGUCACGAAACCGAAGGCAAGACCGAAAGAGUCUCGUCUCCUGAGACGCCGCACUCAACUGUAACAACGUUAAAGAGUGUUUUCCCUGGUGGUUCCACUGAUGCGGAAACAUCUUCGAAUGAGUCGGAUAUUGGCGUAGUGACUGUCUGUCGGAAAGUUUAA